AAUGUCCCAAGAAUCCACGCGCCUUCAAGUCUACGGGCAUUCGUCCGCCCAGCUUCGAGGUCGGGUUCUGUUUCGAAGACCGAAGCUGUCCCAGCUACUGUGUCAGCGGAACUAUAAAUGGGUCAUGGGCAUCUACGAUCAUCAGGGACACCGGUUGCUCAUUCUCCUCAGCGCUAGUCUCUUCGCCACCUGCUGACGUCGCCUCGCCACCCUCGCAUGCCACCUCCCCUCCAGCAAAGAUCCUAGCUGUGGAGACACGGUCGGCGAAGGUGAAGCGCCUGCAUCCCCUGGUUCUGCCGAAAUUGCAGCCGCUGACUGUGACUCCCAAGGAAUUUGCCAAGCUUCAAGACUCGUAUUUGGUUGGACCACUUUCACCCCCUUCCUCUGCGGGGCACAGGUAUGUACUCACGUUAAUUGAUUUCGCCACCGGGUUUCCAGAAGCCUUGCCCUUGAAGGAAAUUGAUUCUAUUUCUGUGGCCGAAGCAUUGCUUGUGAUCUUCUCUCGCGUAGGCAUACCACGGGAAAUUCUGUCAGAUAGGGGGACUCAGUUUACGUCUCAGUUGAUGGCGGAGCUUCACAAGUUGCUGGGAGUUAAGCCGUUAUUUACCACCCCUUUUCACCCUAGUGGUAAUGGACGAAUUGAGAGAAUGCAUGGGCCCCUGAAAGCGUCGCUGCGGAAAUUGUGUGCCGACAAACCCAGAGAGUGGCACCGGUAUCUUGUCCCCACGUUAUUUGCGCUGAGAGAAAUUCCUAGCGACCGGACCGGGUUCUCGGCGUUCGAGUUAUUAUACGGCCGAGCCGUGAGAGGCCCGCUCUCGGUGUUAAGGGAUCUGUGGGAGGACACCAGUAUAGAAGACGACGAGCGGACUCACUACCAGUAUGUCCUUGAAUUACGGGACAAACUUUCACAGUGUGCCAAGAUCGCCGCGCAGAAUGCUGACAUUAGUAACACCAAAUAUAAGGCCUAUUUCGACGUCAAAUCACAAGAUCGUCAAUUUAUUCCGGGGGAUGAAGUGUUAGUGCUCUUGCCUGAUAAGAAGAGCAAGUUGCUUGUUUCCUGGAAUGGGCCUUACAAAGUCCUAGAGAAGCGGAGUAGGGUAAAUUACGUAAUUGACGAACCAAAGGGGCCCAAGUUAUAUCAUGCUAAUUUAUUAAAGAAAUACCAUCGCAGGGCCCACCUUAACUUUGCUCAUGUCCUAGAUAACGAUUCUAAGCUAGAGUCAGUCGAGGCACUACCCUGCGAGGAGUCGGGAAUAAUUCCGGCACCAGACUCGGAUGAUCUCGGUUGCCAGCUACCGAUAACUCCAGAUGGCAUAGUAGAAUCCCCUUCGACUGACGAUGGGCCCGCACUUAAACCUGGAUUGGAGAGGAACCAACGUGCUGACAUUGAGGACUUGAUUGCUAACUUUGAGGAUGUAUUCUCAAACGUCCCGGGAUGCACAUCCACUGUACACCAUGACAUCCUCCUCACAACCACUCAGCGUGUGCAGGCCAAAGUUUAUCCUGUCCCUAUUCAUCUCCAGAGUUAUUUUGAAGAAGAGGUCGACCGUCUACUUGAGCAGGGAAUCAUCCAAUUGUCAUCGUCCCCUCACUGCUCUCCGGUGGUUAUGGUGCGUAAGCAGGAUGGUACUUUUAGGAUGGCCAUUGACUACAGGGCGUUAAAUGCGGUAACUGUCUUUCAUGCCGAGCCCGCCUGUUCUAUGGAGGAAGACUUGCACAAGUUCUCAGGGGCGAAGUACUUCUCGGAGUUGGAUCUAUGUAAAGCUUACUACCAGGUACCCUUAACUGAACGCGCAAAACCACUAACUGCAUUUCCUACUCGUAGAGGAUUGAUGGAAUUCUGCCGACUUCCAUUCGGGCUGGUGACUGCCUGUGCCACGUACAUCAGGCUGAUGCGCCUCGUCCUUGCCGGUUUGCCUAGAGUUUCUUUUUAUUUUGACAACAUUUUCAUAUAUUCCUCAGAUUGGCAAGAACAUCUUAGCGACGUUAAAGCUGUCUUGGAGAGGUUAAGGGGACAUACUUUGACGAUAAAGCCAUCUAAGUGCCGCUUUGGAUUUGAGUCUAUUCAUUAUCUUGGAUUCGUGCUAGAUGGUCGGCAUCUUCGUCCCCAACCUGAGAAAAUACAAGCCCUUUGUGAGGUGUGUCCUCCUACAAAUAAGAAACUCCUCCGUAGUUUUCUCGGUAUGAUCUCUUUUUAUAAAGCUUUCAUUCCCCAGGCAUCUGAGUAUACCGGACCCUUAUCUGACCUGCUAAGGAAAGGCCACCGGGAGCCUCUUGUCUGGAACGACGACCUGCUGGCCAGAUUUAAUCGUCUCAAGAAUUCGCUAUCCACGCAGCCCAUCCUCAAACUGCCUGAUCAACACUUAACCUUCGUUCUUAGGACGGACGCCUCCAGUCAUGGCCUAGGAGCCGUCCUCCUCCAAUAUGUUCAGGCAUGUCCUCACCCAGUGGCCUAUGCCAGUAGGAAGUUACUAGAUAGGGAGAGGAGGUACUCCACCAUUGAACCCGUCACAAGUGACCUCAACAGUAGCCUUUGUGAGUCUGAAUAUUCAAACUCUGAG
This is a messenger RNA of Homarus americanus (American lobster), 2561 nucleotides long. RefSeq lists its product as uncharacterized. The transcript has 4 exons. Gene Ontology annotation, biological process: DNA integration. Gene Ontology annotation, molecular function: nucleic acid binding. The record is from RefSeq and is a predicted model, not a curated record. The annotation marks the transcript as partial. Lineage: Eukaryota; Metazoa; Arthropoda; Malacostraca; Decapoda; Nephropidae.